This is a messenger RNA of Onychomys torridus (southern grasshopper mouse), 5465 nucleotides long. RefSeq names its product SET domain containing 7, histone lysine methyltransferase (gene Setd7). The coding region runs from base 444 to 1544 and encodes 366 amino acids. Gene Ontology annotation, molecular function: protein binding; histone H3K4 monomethyltransferase activity. Gene Ontology annotation, biological process: regulation of DNA-templated transcription. The record is from RefSeq and is a predicted model, not a curated record. The transcript is spliced from 8 exons. Lineage: Eukaryota; Metazoa; Chordata; Mammalia; Rodentia; Cricetidae. Gene Ontology annotation, cellular component: chromosome.
GGGCCUGCCCACAGCCUAGCAGAGGCGGCGCGGCCCCGAAGCGCCUUCGGUUCUAAGGAGCCUCACUUCUGGGAAAGGACAGGGAACUGUCAAUCAACGAGGGAGGGAGCGCACCGGCGCCGGGUGAUGUCAGCGGAUCAGCUGCUCCAUAACAAAGAGGGGGUAUCACAGGAGAAAGUUGCAGCGGCGGCUGCACCCCGGAGCCUCGGGGACCGGGGACGAAGGGAGGAGGGACGGCGGCUGCGGCAGCGGCGGCAGGCCGAGGAAUUGAAAGGACUGUAGGGGGAGGCAGCGCGAGCCGCCCCGACUGCUCCUCCUCUUCCUCCCCCUCCUCCUCCUCCAAACUCGCAGGGCUUAGCCCCGGCGCUCGCUCAGCCGCCGCGAGCACCCGGAGGGACGGGAACCGGCCGCACGGCCCGGUGCUGGGCAGGGUCGCAGCCGCCAUGGAUAGCGACGACGAGAUGGUGGAGGAAGCCGUGGAAGGGCACCUGGAUGAUGAUGGAUUACCACAUGGAUUCUGUACCGUCACCUACUCCUCCACAGACAGAUUUGAGGGCAACUUCGUGCAUGGAGAAAAGAAUGGACGCGGGAAGUUCUUCUUCUUUGACGGCAGCACCCUGGAGGGAUUUUAUGUGGAUGAUGCCCUGCAGGGCCAGGGUGUUUACACCUAUGAGGAUGGAGGUGUCCUCCAAGGCACAUAUGUGGAUGGUGAGCUGAAUGGACCAGCCCAGGAGUAUGACACCGACGGGAGGCUGAUCUUCAAGGGCCAGUACAAAGACAACAUUCGACAUGGAGUGUGUUGGAUCCAUUACCCAGACGGAGGCAGCCUGGUUGGGGAAGUCAACGAGGAUGGAGAGAUGACUGGAGAGAAGAUAGCCUAUGUCUACCCUGACCAGAGGACCGCGCUCUAUGGAAAGUUCAUUGACGGAGAGAUGAUUGAAGGGAAAUUGGCCAUCCUCACGGCCACUGAAGAAGGGAAGCCACACUUUGAACUGAUGUCUGGAAGUUCCGUGUACCACUUUGAUAAAUCGACUUCCUCCUGCAUCUCUAGUGAUGGCCUCCUUCCAGACCCAUAUGAGUCCGAGAGAGUUUAUGUUGCCGACUCUCUCAUCUCCAGUGCUGGAGAAGGACUAUUUUCCAAGGUAGCAGUAGGACCCAAUACUGUUAUGUCUUUUUAUAAUGGAGUCCGGAUCACACACCAAGAGGUUGACAGCAGGGAUUGGGCCCUAAACGGGAACACUCUGUCCCUUGAUGAGGAAACAGUCAUUGAUGUGCCUGAGCCCUACAACCGUGUAUCCAAGUACUGUGCCUCCCUGGGACACAAGGCGAAUCACUCCUUCACUCCAAACUGCAUCUAUGACAUGUUUGUCCACCCUCGUUUUGGGCCUAUCAAGUGCAUCCGCACCCUGCGAGCUGUGGAAGCUGAAGAAGAGCUGACCGUGGCUUAUGGCUAUGACCACAGCCCCCCAGGGAAGAGCGGGCCCGAAGCCCCUGAGUGGUACCAGGUGGAGCUGAAGGCCUUCCAGGCCACCCAGCAAAAGUGAAAGACCUGGCCCUGGGGUCCGGAGACCUGGAAUAGAAACUUGGAUCUAUGCACUACAUUUAUCUGACAACGACGACGGGACAACCAGGGACUGUUCAUGCUGUGACAUCACAUCCUCUCACCCUGCGUUAGCAACGACUUUCUCGCAUACUAACUAGGUUUGACUGUAUUACUCAUACCAGAUUUAAAAUUAGCUAGCCUUGCAGUAACACCCUGCUGAGAGGUACUGUCGAACUGUAGACAGCAUGAUGUUCUUUGAUGGUUGAAGUCUAAAUCUGGACCACGUUCAGAGAUACCAAAUGAUUGAGUUGAAAAAGGGAACUGGGAUUCUUCAGUCAUUUUUCCGUCAGUGGUUUUUUUCCAUGAUGUUUUUUUUCUAUGGCCAUUGCAAAUGGUGUUCGAUCACCCUUGCAUGUUGCCAUCUGCAGGGCAGGAAGCGAUUACAUCUUUAUAUAAACGUAGGGUCAUUUAUUUGCCUUUUCACCUUUGAUCUGUAUCUUGCAAUAGAAUGGCUUUGUUUCUGUUGUUACUCUCCUAGUGAGCCGAAGCCCAGUCUUCUGAGUCUUUUCUCUAGCCUCCCUCACUUCUUAUCUUAGCUAUCCUUUACAAGAGAAAGCUUCCAAAUGGAUUUUGCAUUCAUAGCAGUGUCCAGGUCUCUCUGGUUCUUUCUCUAUCAUUUCAUUCUUACGUCCUGAUAUAAAGUACUGGCUCAUAGGGCCAGACUGUUACUAUAGACUUCUUAUUCUCGCAUGUCAACAAAGAUACCUUUGCUUUCAGAUGUGAGAAGACAUGGAUUUACUCUGUUUGCAUUAAGUUGUGAGAAUUGUAACAUACACUUUCAGGAAGAAGAGAGGAACAUUCGUAUUUCUAAGCAGUCAUUGUGGCAGUUUUUGCAGUAUAUUCAGUAGUGCUGGCAAUUUUUUCUCCUCGGGUACACGCUCAUUGUACAUAACCUAGUGCAGUCUGGCUUGUGACACAGCUCACUAAAUUCGAAAUACAAUAGCCAAUCUGCCUUCCAACCCGGAAUGCAGAGUUCCCUUUGAAACCAGUGCCAAGGAGACAGACUUGCUGAUCACUAGGUACAAGCCAGAUCGCUAUCUAAAGCUUCUCACCACAGCGGUCUCCAAGCACUCAACUGCUUCCACGCUCUGUGAGCCCCGAGUUCACACCUGUGCAGUUUCUGUCACUAGCAUAUUGCCACCUCACACAAGCCAUAUGUAAUCACACCUGCAGAAAUACAGAGGAAACCCCAUUGUUUUAGUUUUAGCACAUUAGAUCUGUAACAAAACUGGAUCGCUCUGAAUGAAUGCUGAGUUUGGGGGGGGGGGGUGGCCUCCCCUCCCCCAAGGCGUCACUCCACCACAAGGAAACCUGGGAACCACAGUGGCUGAAGGCUGCAGCUGUCUACAGUGCCGCCUGUGGCCUGCUUGGUUUAGGCUUUUGAGGGAGCUCAGAAUGCAUAGAGAUGCUUGCUGGGAGUAUGUGGAAUUGGAGGGAGGAGACAGGUAGAGGGCAAGUGUUCCGUCUGGGGCUGCACACAGUUUGCCCUUCAUCCAGCAGCCCCAGAAUGGAAGACUCAGCCCUCAGCUCUGAUAGCCACACCCUGGGCUCUUUUACAAGCUUCCUGACACAGCCCGCUUCAGGCUCUGCACCUAGGUGGCAGUGCUUCCCAGGAGAGCUGGUCACAUCCCUGCUUGAAAGCUUUUAAGAAGAUAGUUCACUCAGGAGGAACAUCCUUGGAACUUCUGAGGAGGUCUCCUGCAAGGUGACUACAAGUCACCAGGAUAGGAUUGCUUCUAUUCUGCAGAAGGAGACCAUUGGGCAAACUGUGACAGAACGAUGAGGCCUAUGGGUUUGAACUCUGAGAGGUUGCUUUCAGGUAAAUGUGUCCAGAGAGUUAGCUGCCGCGGGGAGAAAGAUGGCUUUCUUCAACUCCACCAGUCAGGUUGUUGGACUCGGUCGAGAGACGAGGCAGAGGGAGAGAGGGCCGCCUCGGAUGGUGUGCCCAAGGAUUUCACACCUGGAGUUGGAACCUAGUCUUAGUUGUAACAGGGGCUCAACUUCUAUCCUAAAGGGCUACUCUAGCAAUCUCAUUCAAAGGGAACUCAAAAACAAUUUUGGGGGCUUGAGGGCCAGCAAAAUAGUUUAGCAGGUAACGAUGCUUGUUGCCAACCCUAUGACCUGAGUUCCUCUCUAGGACCUCCAUAGCAGGAGAAAACCAACUCCUGAAAGCUGUCCUCUGACCACACACAGUGUGGCAUGUGUUCACCCCCACAUACUUUUUUAAUGUAUAAAGGGACUGAAGGACUGUGGCUGGUAAGCUAGCUAAUCUGCGUUUCACAUUCCACACUGGAGGAAGAUGGUCUGGGCUUCUAGCCCAGCGCUGUGUACGUGACCCUUAGACAAAUCCCAGGAAGCAAUUCACACAGCUGAGCUUCUCCAUCUUCCCUCUCCCUGUAUGUUCCCUGUGUCUUUCAGCUCUUUUCUUCUGCUGUGUGAGAAGCCUUGGUGUGUGUGCAGAAUGGCAGCCCAGCUCUUUGCUCCGCCUCUUUAUGUCUAGAGUUCCUCUCCUCUCUGGCUACACUGUGUGCCUUUCCCUGAGUGACCUGGUCCAGUCAUUCUGUCUCUCACUCCCCGAGUUAUCCAGCUUUGUCACAGGUUGCCAGAGAGUCGUUGGAGAGGUAGAGGAGUCAGCAGGUAGAGGUUGCAUAGAGAAUUAACUGCUUAGGGGGAGUUGAGGUUUGUUCCUAGUUUGACCCAAAGUGGAAAAGCAUCUUCUACUUACUUCCCAUCUGCUGUUGUAGGAAAUAAGCAGAUAAAUCUGGUCUUCCAUCAGGAUCAAAAUCACAAGCAGACAUGAUUGAGAUUCUAUGUGGUAGGGGAAAAAGAAUUAACCUUAUGCUGUCUUCCAAACAGCCGGAGCCUGUGCACUGACGCCUUGGUCUCAGAGGGGAUUCAUUCAGAGCUGUCUAGGUUCCCUGCAUGACUUGACCCAUCAUUAACAUCUUUUCUAUGAUGAACUAUUACCUUGUGUUAGACUUAGGAAUAGGAACUAAUCUACAGAGCAUGUCCCCUAGUGGGGCAUUUGUUUGAACUAACAAAAGCAAAUGUGAGGACUGAAUUUAGGAUGCAAAAGAAUGAGAUGAGGCUGGAAAGUAACAGGCAAAGGAGGACUUGAGUUUCUUAGUACCUAUUCUUAUUUUAACCUGCUUAAUCCCAGAGGGCAUUCUUUGUCAAGACCUCUUUGAACCUGACUGGGACUAGAGUUCAGAUUUAUUACCCUUUGGGGUUCAUCACACUUGAAAAAAUGAUUUCCUUAUCACCACUCCCACCUCCAACACACACACACACACACACACACACACACACACACACACACACAAACUGUCAAGGCCAUCUAACCAUUUAUAACAUUUAAUUGUGACAUUAAAAUUGCAUUGAGCUAGGGAUAUAGCUCAGUGGUCCAACAUUUGCCUAGAAACUAUAGAGGCCCUGGAUUACAUCCCUAAUACUGGGGGGAAUCAAUUAUGAACACUGAAUUAAAAGUUUGUCUUAGUGAGACAGUAUGUGGCACUUUUAUCUUCACUUAAUAGAUUUUUUUUUAAUUUCUAAAUUUCUCACUAAAAGAUAUAUUUAAAAUCUUCCAAGAAGAUCAAAAAUUCUGGGUGUUGUUUGCUCUCACACAGCAUCCCCAAAUUCUGUCUUCAGAGUAGCCAUUUAGAAUCCAGACAUCUUUUGUUUUAGACAAACAAGUGAAACUAUGUUGCAAGAUGGAUAGUUGUAAUGUUUAUUUGCUGCAGAUCAAAGGUUCACAAAAUAUAUUCAAUUUACAGGUACUUGAGGUACCUUGAUAUAUUCCUCAACAUACACCUUGGAUUUUUUUCCCUUCAGAAAUUUUAAGCCUUGGUGUCAAGGUUUUUCU